This is a messenger RNA of Helobdella robusta, 435 nucleotides long. RefSeq lists its product as hypothetical. NCBI's taxonomy places the organism in Eukaryota, Metazoa, Annelida, Clitellata, Rhynchobdellida, Glossiphoniidae. The transcript is spliced from 2 exons. The record is from RefSeq and is a predicted model, not a curated record. The coding region runs from base 1 to 435 and encodes 144 amino acids.
AUGGUUCAGUAUUUUUUAUCAAGAGUAGAUAUAAAGCUCCACCAACGUCAACAACAGCAAACGUACAACAUUAUUAACGAAAACCUCAGCAGCAGCAGCAACGUCAUCAACAACAACACCAUCAACACCAUCAACAACAACAUCAACAACAACAACAUCAACAACAACAACAUCAACAACAACAUCAACAUCAAAAACAUCAACAACAACAACAUCAACAACAACAUCAACAUCAAAAACAUCAACAACAACAACAUCAACAACAACAUCAGCAUCAACAACGAUAAAAUAGAAACUUGGAUAGAAAGAAGUGAAUCGAACAGUACCGGUAUUGUAUCACAAUCGCAUCGGUAUUGUAUCGGAAUAUCGGUAUUGUAUCACAUCACCGAUAUUGUAUCAUACCAUCAGUAUAGUAUCGCAUCUUCAGUAUUUUGA